Molecule: messenger RNA, 666 nt
Organism: Paramecium octaurelia
Lineage: Eukaryota; Ciliophora; Oligohymenophorea; Peniculida; Parameciidae
Source: the annotation of a GenBank genome assembly
AUGAAAACUCAAUAAGGAUAUCUAUCAAAUUUAGACAUAGAUAUGAAUCUUAAAACAAGCAGUAGAUGUUAUAAGAAGGUGAACGAGAAUCGUAAUUCAUUGUUAGUAUCCCUUGCUUAACCUAAGCGAAAUAAGAAUACUUCGUUUAUUCCUGAAUUACAGGAAAUGCCUACCAAAUAGAGAAGGAAGAGUUAUCAGGAGGGCAUUUAAGGAUAGAAAAUGAGUCGCUUGAAUUGUCUCUAUCCUCAAUCGAUUUGUAUGCAACAUGCAAUGCAGAAACCAAAAAUAGACAACAAGGCUACACUGAGGAAGGCUGUAAAGAGAGCUUCGAUCAUGAUGUCAACGGUGAAGUAUUGGAAGGAUCAUUCUUAAAAGAAAAUUGAGGUUCCAGUAAUGAUUAAAUCCAUUAAAACCAGAGACAGCUGUUUAUAUGAUCGUAAUGCUCUAACUACGAGGAGUGUGAAAAGAAGCGAGUUGCCUCCAGUCCUUCUUAAUUAAUUCAAAAUCAGAAAUAACUAGCGCCUAAUCAAGUACAGUAGAGAUAGAACUGCAGACAAGACUAAAUCAGUUAGUCAUCAUCACUUUUCUCAUCUCCAAACUCCCACAAUCCAAGCCUUUUCUUCACGAUAUAGCAUUCAGCAUGCCAAUAUCAGAAUUAAGGAGUGA